AGUAGCAACCUCGCUAGCUUGCGAACCGCGUACGCACGGCGCACACGUGCCCUCGCGCCAGACCCUUUUCCGUUCCCACGCCGCCGCGCCGAACUCCGCGCGAACAUCGCGAUCGCUCUCGGCACUCUGGUGCCGAACCGACCGGUGCGCCCCGCUCGCUUUCGAACUAUUAUGUAAUACGAAAAUAAACACCGCGCCUUUAACACUGAGCACGUGUGCGCGCCGGCUGCUGUACCUCGCCGUCCACAUCCGAUCGCAGACUCAUCGACCUCCUUCACAGUUCACCAUCGUAAUAGACAUCGAUCAAAUUUUUAUUUCAACUAAGUAACUCGAAUCGAUCGAUAAUCUGUGUUUGGUUCCUAAACUAACAGUGGUGAUUGUGUCAGUGGAUUGUUCAAAAUCAGUGCAAAAUGUCUAAUUCUAUGGAGCAACAAUUUGGCGAACUCAGCCUUUCACAGGAGGACCAUGAUCAAAUUUUCGAACAGGAUGACCACCAAGAUCUAAGCCGAUCAAGGAUUCUCAUCAGUGGGCUCCCCCCGCAUGCUCGCUUCGACACCAUCGAGCCCCUGCUCUCACAGUACGGCAACGUGCAACAUUGCGACAAAGCGAACUCGCGCGAUGCCACCACCCAAGCGGUGUACAUCACAUUCGAGAACCCGGAGCAGGCGCAGCAAGCCAUCAACGGCUUGAAUGGAUGCGAGCUGGAAGGGGGCCGAAUGAAGGUGGAGGCUGCAGAUGGGAUGGCACGCGGAGGAAGGCGCGGGCGGCCCGGCGGCGGCAGAGGCGGUGGCGGGGCACCGGGCAGCGGCGCCCGUCCCACUGAUUUCCCGCUGCGUCUGCUGGUCCAAAGCGAUAUGGUUGGCGCCAUCAUCGGCCGCCAGGGCAGCACCAUCCGCCUUAUCACACAGCAGAGCCGUGCGCGCGUCGACGUACAUCGAAAAGACAACGUCGGCUCGCUAGAGAAGGCCAUCACCAUAUACGGCAACCCAGAUAACUGCACCAAUGCCUGUAAAAGAAUAUUAGAAGUGAUGCAACAGGAAGCCAACAACACUAACAAAGGGGAAAUCUGUCUCAAGAUUCUGGCUCAUAAUAACUUAAUUGGUAGAAUCAUUGGCAAAGGUGGCAAUACCAUUAAAAGAAUCAUGCAAGAGACAGAUACGAAGAUCACUGUUUCAUCCAUAAAUGAUAUCAACAGCUUCAAUUUGGAACGUAUUAUCACCGUAAAAGGAUCCAUAGAAAACAUGGCUAAAGCCGAGUCACAAAUUUCGGCCAAGCUGCGUCAGAGCUAUGAAAACGAUUUGCAGGUACUGGCGCCUCAGAGCAUAAUGUUCCCAGGGCUGCACCCAAUGGCCAUGAUGUCGACUGGACGCGGAUUCUGUGGAGCACCGCCACCAUUCCCACCCCCCAUCUAUGCGCCGAUGGCCGGCCAAGGGGGCGCGCAGCAAGGCGCCGGAGACUCGCAGGAGACAACUUACCUAUACAUCCCUAACAACGCGGUCGGGGCUAUCAUCGGCACCAAAGGAUCGCACAUCCGCAACAUCAUUCGAUUCAGCAACGCUUCGGUGAAGAUAGCUCCUCUUGAGCAGGACAAGGUCCUUGAAGGAGGCGUGAACGCAGGUCUAGGCGUGGGCGCAGGCGCCGCCGCCGCUGCUGCCGCCGCCGCAGGGAACGCCGCGGCGCAACAAGAACGCAAGGUUACCAUUGUUGGUAGCCCCGAAGCCCAGUGGAAGGCGCAGUACUUGAUCUACGAGAAGAUGCGGGAGGAAGGUUUCAUGUCUGGAUCUGAUGACGUGCGAUUGACCGUGGAGAUUGUAGUGGCAUCUUCGCAAGUGGGGCGCAUCAUCGGCAAGGGCGGACAGAACGUCCGCGAGUUACAGCGCGUCACCGGCUCACUGAUCAAGCUGCCUGAACAGCCGCAGCCACUCGCAGCCGCUGCCCAUGACCACGAGACCACCGUGCACAUUGUCGGACCGUUCUAUAGCGUUCAGUCUGCACAGAGGCGCAUUCGAGCGAUGGUGGCGCAGGCCAGCGCGCCGGUGCGCCACCGCCGGGCUGCGCAGCAGCAGCCGCCGCCGCCGGCGCAGCAGUAGACGGUACCCACCGUUACCACCACCCGCCGCCACCACUCCGCUGCCACAGCCGCCGCAACGUGCCACGCUACCCGCCCCCGCCCUCUGCUCCGAACCCUAACCUGCCCUGCCCUGCCUAGUCCUGCCCAGUCCCACUCUGCUCUUUCCUCCCCACCCUACCCUGCUCUGCUAUUUCCAACCAGAGCCCGUUUAAAUUAAUGCAAGCAGUAGUACGACGUAGAACUUACUUCUUUUGUUCACUUGACUGAUUUUCGACGAAUCCACACGCUUAAUGUAGAAAAUAGUAGAUGAGCGGACUCUCCAGCGGACAAAGCUAUGGUUUACAUCUAUCUAUGUAAAGGCAACCUUAUCUAAGCUAUACCUUUGCCCCUGUUGUUAUGCUGGAUUGUUAGUUCAUCUAUUCUAGUGGUAUAAGGAGCACACAGUCUUAUUACAGAUUUCAUAUGGCAGUCGAACUGCUGCUUACAUUAUUGUCCGCAGCGCAGCAUCUAGCGCUUUGAUUUGUUAGCAGCCUAAGUUCAAUGUUGUUGUUGACGUAUUAUAUUAACAUAGUGAAUAAUUAAUUGUGAAUUUUAUUCCCGGAUUAAUGUUGAUGAGUAUUUGGAUAUAAAGUAUGUAUUUUAUAUAUUAUUCAUAUACACAAUUUUUUUUUAACGAUAGUACCAGUUAAAGGAAUUAGCCGGAAUAUAUUUAAUUGUUAUAUUGUUUUCAUACCAUGUUAUUAUAAUUCAUUGUAAAGAGUUUUCCCAGAUUGCAAUAGUUGUCAUUAUGUUCUCAUAUACAUUUACACAUGUUAGUAGCAAUAGGUUAGAGUACAGCGCCAUUAUUAUACAAACGAGAUGUAAUACAUAUUUUGUUUUGUUAUAAAGUAAUAGAUUAAUCUGUUAAAGCACUUCAAUGUACUGUUGAUAUUAUUCUGAAGGGUGUGUGUGGGUUGCGAACACCGAUCAAGAAAGGAGAAACACGACAUCGCUUUAAUCACGAGGCUCCAAUGAGAAUAUCGGAUGCUUAGCAACUGCAGUGUAAAGACUAACAGUCUGAUGUAGUUGCUUAGUGUGCGCGAGCCACUGACUGCGGACUGACCGACUUUGGGGCGCGGACUCACAGUCUGUGUGGGUAGUUGCCGCACUCCGGAUUAGAUAUUUUUGAUAUAGUAGUCAUCGUUGGACGGUAUGGACUAAAGGUAUGAGUUUUAAUUUGUAAGUGUCAUUUGUUGAUCGUUUUCUUUGUAAUUUUGUCUUUGUUAGCUUUAUAACUGUUUUCCUGUAUCGAUGCGACUAAGAACGAUCUCCACGUCGAGCCGCACCGGCUAAGUGGGUGCGGUGCGUUGCGGUGCGGUUGUUCGGUUCCACGCAACGAUACGGUUUUAUGCGAGUGUACGAUUUGUGUUAAUUGUGCCAAGUGAGAUAUUUAACUAUGAGAGAAUAAGAUUAAGUGAAUGAUAUCAAAAUUAAUGAGAAGCUUUGAUAUUUAUAUAUAUGAAUGAGAUAAUAAUAUAUGGAAGUUUGGCAAAAAGUGAGAAUAUUUUACAUUAUCUCGACUCGAGAACCUAAUUGUGUCAGCAUGAAACGCUGCCCGAGGUGCAUCAGGUAUUAAUUAUUAGUUCCGCUGGCCCAUUUCAUCAGUCAUACUAGAGCCGAAUCAGUCUUCGCUUGUGCCGAUUUCACCCCUGACACUUCCACAUAGUAAGCAAAAUAUUAUCUCGCUUUUGGCAUUCAAUUUUCACCGAAUGUACCGUUACAUUUACUUCCGUGUGAGAUCAGUUUUCGGCUAAUAAACAUAAAACGUCUUACAGCAGAUGCAGAUCCAUUCCAUGCUAGUUUUGCUCUACCUUUCUGCAUGUCAAUCUUAAUUUGGUUUGUUUCUUAACAGAAGGCCCUGUCAUAUACAAAGGAAAUAACUAUUUGGUGCAACAAAAAAAACGCAUCUAUUUAAUAUUCUACCUAGUAGUCCUUUUUUGGAAGCAUGUUAAAUUAUUAGUAAUUAAUAAUGACUACUGAUGAGUAUUUUAAAUAACGGUUUAUUUAUAAUAUUUUAUAAAUUUUAUUAUUUUGAGAUGAUGAAUUACUAUGAGUAUUGAAUUUACUGUAGCAACUAAAAAUAAGGAUCAACAUUUCAUUUCCAAUAUUUAAAAGAAACAAACCUGCAUGGUAUUCUAAAUAAUAUUGAAAUUUGGUCUUCAUGUUAACAAGCAUGUUACAUACCCUCAUUAUAUUAUGUAUAAACAAGCAUGAUUUUGAUAUCACAGGGCCUUAGUGCAUUUACUUAAUGUAUUUUUUUUUUUACUUUUACAUAUACUAUUUAUAUAAUUGAGUAAUAAAAAGUUGUGAAAAAUUUAGUUUGGAACGAUGAGAUCAUUUUGAAUGGUCGAUGCCAUGCUCUGAUGCAGUUAUUUGACCAACUUACUGAAUCAGUACCAAUAAACUGAUCAAUUACAUAUAUCUAAAUUUACACUUAUAGUAAGUGAUUAACUUAUUUACAGUUGAUUUUAAAAUUAAGUAAAAUUUGAGAAACACAUGCUUACUUUGUAGCAAUUAUUUCACUUAAUAAGGAUCCGGAAUCAGAAUGGAAAUCUAUCAAGAGUUUUGUUUGCAGUAGAAUUGAAAAAUAAAUUAUGAUGAAAUUUUUAAUCCCAUAAGAUUCAUUUAUGAUUAGUAGCAUUUAUUAUUUGACCAAAUUCGAAUCCCAGACCAGAAUCGGAACUUAUAGUUUUUAAAUAGGCUGUUUAAGUUGAUUUUAAAACUAGUUAAGAAAUAAUUUUAAAUAUUAGUUUGACCAAAUAUCAAUCGGAAUCAAUACGAAUAAAUAUUAAAUUUGUUUUCAUUGUAGUGUGAAAAAUGCGAGAACCUGUAGAAAUAUAGUUAGGUAGCUUUUGGCAGAAAUUAAAAAUAUUAUAAUUAAUAUAUUUUUUCGGUAGAACUUGUUAUUCUGGUCAUAUUACCACCCACCUCGUUUUACCGCGCACCCCAUAUCGUUGUAGUGUUGUUGUGUAGGCUGAUAACAAGCGACCGCAAGUAAAAAUUAUUGCGAUUUGCGAGUGCAGUUGGCUAUGAACGGAAUCCUGUCAUGGGAUACAUAUGUAACUGGUUUGUUUAUAUGAUGAGCCAAGGUAAGAAGAAAAAAAAAAGCCUUCGAAUUACCAUUGUUUUCUUUAGCUUUUAACAAGAUUAUUUUCGUGUUUUUUUUUUUGUUUUAGUGUGUUACACGAAAUACAAAUAAUGCAAUCAAUAUCGAAAUUGCCACCAGCUACCUACCUAAUAUUAGAUUGGAGCCAAUGACUGAAGGUCUAAUUUAAAUGUUCCAUUCUCUAUGAUAAUAUCAAAGUAUAAUCCUUCCACGCGCGUACCCGUCGCAUUUGCAGCAUUCCCUAGAUACCUACCUAAUUCAACAGACUUAUUUUGGUAUCAAUUUAACAUUCCUUAGAUAUUUGUACUAACAAUUGCUAUAUCAAAAGCAUUAGUAAUUUUUGUUUUAGUUGGAUUAUUUUUUAGAUCUAUGAAGACUGCUACGGUUGCGCGCGGUGUCUUAGCCGAUGUUAAAGUAUUGCAAUUCAAUCUCAAAAACAAAUUGUUAAACUGUUCUUGGACCUUUUUUUUAUUGAAUAUUUCAACAUGAUUUCACAAUUUGUAAUUUUACGUCAUUUAUGGUAGGUACAUUUUGCUUUUUGGAACUGGCUUAUUAUAUUAUUAAGUCUUAUUAUUUACGUUUGUAAACAGAUGCCCUGUCGUGUAAACGAUUGUUUGUAGUCUAAAUAUAAAUGGUAUUAUAGGUGUUGUACGUUUCUAUGAAAUAUUACUAUCUUUACGCGAUUAGGCUUCUGGUCCUAUUUUAUCAGCCGUUCAGUUACGAUACAGUUUGGCAAUACUUGACCAUGUAAUUUGUAACUGGGCGGCUAAUAAAGUAAUUAUUAUAACGUAGGUAUUAAAUAAAUGUUAACUGUACCUAGGAACGCUUAUUUGCGAAAGUCGAUUAAUGAAAAUAACAUCAAAUCUGUAUAAGAAUAACCCUUUAAGGAGCCAGAUUUUACUUGACGACCUGGCCAGCGAUCUUUUAUUAAUGAGCAUCAUAAGUUUACUUACCACAUAAAUUAGAUACGUGUCUUAGGUUUAGACAUGUACCUGAUUCAGUUAAAAACAGCAAAUGAAAAUGAACGAUAUUCUUAAGGACAAAGUGACGGCCGUGCGUUAACUAUUCGGUGUAUACGGCCGCUUGACCGCGAUAGGAGUAUGAGUGUACAUAUAGGCAUGUCGUUUAUUCCUUCCAUUGUAAGCAACAGUAUCGCAAUGUGAACAGCAUUUCGAUUCCGUAAUGUGUUAGGAAGCAGAAAUUAAUAGUUUUAGUUGAUUAUUGUAUCGUUGUGAAGUAGUGUUAAGUUGAGGUAAACGCGGGCGCGCGGCCCGAGACUGAACUACAUCGCCGCGUCGCCCGGGCUUCGCCAUCUACAUGUCAUUCUCACUGGUAGUAAUGUAUUUUAUCAAUCUUGUUUGAUGGUUCUACUGUUAUACGAUUACGUUAAAAUAUUCAUUUUAAAUGUGUGUAAUGUUUUUGUGAUUUGGCGUUUGAUCGUCUGGAUUAUGGAUUUCCUUAUUCAUGAAUGUAUUAUAAAAAGUAAAAAUAGUGUUGAAAUGUAUGAGCGCGGUCGAGCACACCCGUUAGGCAGCACUCGGCACAGAGCGUCAGAGCGCUCUAGCCGUGACCGUACCAGUAAGUAAGCAGUUCCGGGACACUUGUACUGUUUAUUGUUGCUCAGUUAAGUCCAAUGUACAAUGUAAAAGUUAGUUAUUUUUUUUGUUGCUUCUCACUCGGUUUCAAUGUACAUUUUAGAGCUGUUUUUCAGUGAACUGGACUUAUUUCACCUGUUCCACCUAAAUUUUGUUUGUUUUACUGUUAUUUUAGAACCAUUUAUAAUUGGUAUAAGUUCAGAAACUAAUAACUACCUCAAUAUUACUAAAUGAAUAUGAUAAUUAUCUUUGUGCAUGUUUUGGGAACUGAAUUUAAAAGAUUUCAAAAAUUCAAUAUAGUAUAAGAAUGCUAUUAUAUAAACCAUAAAGGAAUUUGUCAAAUUUAGGUUUCUUAAUGUAAUAAAAAUUGAUGAAUAUU
Molecule: messenger RNA, 7190 nt
Organism: Pararge aegeria (speckled wood butterfly)
Lineage: Eukaryota; Metazoa; Arthropoda; Insecta; Lepidoptera; Nymphalidae
Gene: Imp
Product: insulin-like growth factor 2 mRNA-binding protein 1
Exons: 8
Coding region: 411-2090 (559 amino acids)
Biological process (GO): regulation of gene expression; nervous system development
Cellular component (GO): nucleus; cytosol; cytoplasm
Molecular function (GO): mRNA 3'-UTR binding
Source: RefSeq, a predicted model, not a curated record